AUGGGACAGGCUUUUGAAGAGCGUGAUCUAAAACAACUCAUUAAAGAAUUCGACACUGAUGGUUCCGGAGAGAUCGAGUUUGAAGAAUUCGCCGCUAUGGUGGCCAACUUCGUCGUAAACAGUGAGGACAAUGAAGGUCUUGAGGAAGAACUACGCGAGGCUUUCCGACUUUAUGACAAACAAGUGAGAAAUGGCUACAAUUUUUUCCAUUUCUUGUUUUUAAGCCAUAGUAACGCAAAACGGCUAAUAUAG
Molecule: messenger RNA, 252 nt
Organism: Strongylus vulgaris
Lineage: Eukaryota; Metazoa; Nematoda; Chromadorea; Rhabditida; Strongylidae
Source: the annotation of a GenBank genome assembly